UGUGCUGUUUACGUUGUUUGUUGAUACAGUUAUUUCCUUUGAAUACGAAAGUGCUUUUUCAAAAAAUUAAGAAAAAAAUAGUUACAAAUAAAUUUUUAAUCCUCCGCUAAAAUGGCCACUCUUGUGCAAGCUUUACUGUUUAUGUGUCUGUGCUACCAGAAUUUAUGGAUUACUUAUGGCGCUACACUUUCUCCUCUGCGAAUAAGUCAUCCUGUGAAAUCGCAACAAAGAAAUAAUGAAUAUCUACCACCCUUCACGACGGAGGCGGAAAAUAUUGUUGAGAAAUCCAUCAACUACAGUUCCAACACAAUCCGACCACCUACCACAUACCAAACACAGCAAGCGAACAAAAUCCACCAGCCAACACAACAGUUUGCCAGCAAAAACUUAAGUAACACACAGCAAGCCACAAAAAAUCUCUACACUUCAUAUGCAGCACCGGCCUCCGGCUCGGCACCAUUUUUAUACUCGCAACCGCUGGCCGCCAAUCAAGUUCCGUUGCCCACGCUCUUUCCCAAGUCCUUGGUGGAGCACCUCUCACCAGCUGCACAAACGCCAACGCAAAUGCAAAUGCAACAGCUACAACAACGGCAACAACAACAGCAGCAACAGCAGCUACAAAAACAACAGCAAUCGUUAUACACUGAUUAUACGAAGCAAUUAACCAGCGAUCUGCCACUCGCCAAUACACCGUUGCUCAUGGUCGAAGAGCCCACAUCGUCCCUGCUGACGCCUAGUCAAAAUCUCACCUUGGAGGCAGCGCGUAUUUUAGCAUCCACCCUAUUGGAAGCCAAUGGUGAAGCGCCGCUAGAAACACCUGGCCUGGCGCCGCUGUCGAAUCCCAGCGCCUUGGAACUGCCAAAUAAGCUCAACAGCACCGAUGUUUUGAUCUUGAAAUCGCAGAAGAACGCCUACAUCAUACCAGCGCCGUUGGCCAAAGAUGCCAGAAACCCGACCAACGCACGAGCGCUCUAUCAAAUGCGCGAUCAAUUGGACAAAGCUUACACCAUAAAUCAAUUUGUGUUCAUCAUAAAACCGGAGCGAAUCAAUUUCUUGAAUAAAUUGGUUUAGCGCCAUGGCGAUUUGAUUAAUUGACUUAUUGCGCAAGCGUCAGUGCCGUUUACUUUUUGUUCGUUUAAGUGUCAUACAUAUGUUACUUUAGUAUUAUUGUUGUUGUUUAUAAUUAGUAUUGUUAUUUGUUAGUAUUAAAACAUUAUAAAAUAAGUAUAUUAAGCGUGAAAAUUGGUCCAUUUA
Bactrocera neohumeralis is the source of this 1254-nucleotide messenger RNA. RefSeq names its product probable ubiquitin thioesterase DG1039. The coding region runs from base 112 to 1071 and encodes 319 amino acids. The transcript is spliced from 4 exons. The record is from RefSeq and is a predicted model, not a curated record. NCBI's taxonomy places the organism in Eukaryota, Metazoa, Arthropoda, Insecta, Diptera, Tephritidae.